GGCCUCGAGGGGCCAAUGGUGGUCGGCGGCCUCCGUAGGAGGCAGCUCCCGAUGUCCCGAUCGAGUCCAGGGGCUCCAGGCAGCCGUGGGUCCCCAGAUGUGGACGGACUGCAACACCCAUCACCCCCUGCCGCAGCAGCCUUGGAGGAGGGGAGCUGUAGCCCACCCCCACCAGGCUUGGGAACCGCGGACGAGCGCAGCCCCUCGCUGCCGAGCCCCGACGCGGGUCUCCCCGGCCCUGCUGCUGCUGCUGCCCUUCUUAGCCAAGGCGUGUGCGGGGACCGGGGGGGGGGCGGCACACAAGCCCCGCUGCGGCGCCCCCCGCCCGGCCCGGGAGCCGCUUUCACUUUCGCCCAGGCGGAAGCGGCGCCGGCGAAGCGCGAGACAGCGCCGCGCGGGCUCCUCCAGCUGGGCACCGGGACCGGGACGCCGCCGCCGCCGCCGCCGCCAUGGGCCAGGAGGAGGAGGAGGAGGAGGAGGAGCGGCGGCGCUGCUGCUGCUGCUGCGUGGCGCGAGUCGCUGGGCUACUACUACUGCCUCAAGUUCGCCCUCUCGGCCUACGCCACCCUCUUCUCGCUCAUAGGCCUGGUGAUCUUGUGCAUUGGCAUCUACGCCGAGGUGGAAAGGCAGAAGCACCGGACUCUGGAAGGGCUCUUCCUCGCCCCAGCAGUGAUCCUCCUCCUCCUGGGCAUCACCAUGUUUGCCGUCUCCUUCAUUGGGAUGGUGGGCUCCCUCCGAGACAACAGGCUGCUGCUGAAGACGUUCUUCUGGGUCCUGCUGGUGAUUUUCCUCACUGAGUUGCUGCUGCUGUGCAUCGAAAUCAUCUUCGAAAAGCAGAUGAACGUGGUCUUCCAUGCCAGCCUUCAGGAUGGGAUAAGGCACUACUAUGAUGACUUGGACUUCAAAAACAUUUUGGACUUUGUCCAACAAAAGUUUUCCUGCUGUGGAGGUGAUGAAUUCAGAGACUGGCAUGUGAAUCCAUACCAUUCAUGCAACAGCAGUGGCCCUCUGGCCUGUGGGGUGCCCUACACGUGCUGCAUCAAGAAGGUCCCAGGAGAAGUCAUCAAUACACUGUGUGGAUACAGGACUCUAAACAAAGAGAGACUGGAGCUGGUGGAUGUCAUCCACGUGCGUGGCUGCAUCCAUGCAGUUGGCUUGUGGCUGAAGGACAAUUUCGAAGCCACCUUUGGAAUCGUUUGCUCUCUGCUGCUCCCCCAGGCAAUUGGCUUGGUGAUGGCCUGGCUCUACUGGCAGAAGCUCAAUGACAUUUAUUCCAGGCAGGACACUGUGGAUUUCAGGAGCCUGGACACAAGCGACUUCAACUUUGCCACUCUGGACCUCUCUGGGGCUGGCUGCUGCUUGUGCUUGCCCCGAGAAGGCGGCUACCUCCCAGUCUAUGAUAAAGAUGACAAUGCGGGAGACGACGCCAUCUGCCAGAGCAAAGUGUGACAUUCUCAGGUUGCCUGAAGAAUCAACGUCCAAGAGACCAGCCAGUGCUUAGUGCAUCCAAAGAUGCAGGACAGCCAAGUGUGAAGUGGGUUUUUCCCCGUUUCUGUCUAGCAGAGCAAGAGAGGGUGUCAGCAAGAGUGUUUUGUCUUUGGAAUGCCAAAGGGGUGAGCAGUGUGUUGCUUUGAGGAGCCCUCCAGUGGGCUCCAUAAGGGCCAUGAGAAGACACACCGGAGUCCUUUCAUGGCCACACCUGUUGGUCUUUUUUGUCCUCUGGCAGCUCUUGUGUCGCCCCCCCCCACCAGAAGAGCAUUACAGCAAGGGCUGAGGAUCAGCAUCAGCAAUGGGCCCCGCCAGGGCCCUGGGGCUCCAGCAGCUGCCUGGUGGUGCUGUGUGCUGGACCUAGUGCACUUGUGCUCAUGUGUGCAAUGUGCAUUAACGUUUCAGGGCCAAUAUGUGACCUGAGAGAAAAGUGCUUUGAUUUUUGGAAUUCCACACGUCUUUGUAUAUGUCUCUCUUUUGCAAAUAAACGUGAUGGAUUUGAAA
Molecule: messenger RNA, 1992 nt
Organism: Hemicordylus capensis (graceful crag lizard)
Lineage: Eukaryota; Metazoa; Chordata; Lepidosauria; Squamata; Cordylidae
Product: tetraspanin-15-like
Exons: 8
Coding region: 16-1449 (477 amino acids)
Cellular component (GO): membrane
Source: RefSeq, a predicted model, not a curated record